Messenger RNA from Bufo bufo (common toad), 654 nucleotides. Its product is annotated as kelch-like protein 10. The transcript has 2 exons. The record is from RefSeq and is a predicted model, not a curated record. Gene Ontology annotation, molecular function: protein binding. NCBI's taxonomy places the organism in Eukaryota, Metazoa, Chordata, Amphibia, Anura, Bufonidae. The coding region runs from base 1 to 654 and encodes 217 amino acids.
AUGGAUAUCAAGGAAAGCUUCCCAACCAGCAACAUGGAACACAAAAUGACUUGUUCGGUUUUUAAUGAGCUGAGAUUGGAGGACAAGCUGUGUGAUGUUGUAAUCAAAGCCAGCGGAGUGGAGUUCAACGCUCAUAAGAACAUCCUAUGCUGCUGUAGUCCAUACUUUAGAGCAUUAUUUAAGAGCAGUUGGAACAACGGUAUAAAAAAAUAUUACGACAUCCCCGGUGUCUCUUCAGAGACAAUGGAAUUGAUCCUAGAGUAUGCCUACACCCAGACCAUCCAAAUCAGUACUGAUAAUGUACAGAAUCUCUUCAUUGCUGCUGACUACUUGAACAUCCUGGACCUUGUAUGGCUUUGCUCUGAAUUCCUUAGAAGCCAACUGUGUCCUCAAAACUGCAUUGGCAUCUUUAAAUUCACAGAAUAUUAUUACUGCCCUGAGCUUCACCAGGAGGCACAUAUGUGUGUGCUGCAUAACUUUGGAAAUGUAAUGAAGACCUCAGAUGAGAUUCAUGACCUGUCUGCUGUAGAACUUAAAGGUCUUAUAGAAAAAUGGGAACUUCAUUUCAAACAGGAGGAAGCUGCAUUUGAAGCGAUUAUGAAGCGGAUAGCCCAGCAUGCCAGAGACAGUAUCGCUUCCCCAAAAAAAGAAUGA